AUAUGAUAUACGUUCUCUGUUGACAGCUGAAACAGCUGACAAUAGCGUUAAGUCUCGCAUCCAACUUCAUCACAAAUGUUGGCGCGCUUUUUGUUUUCAUUCGCGCACGAUUUGACAUUUUAAAGCCGUGUUUUUGAGAAUUUUGUAAUUAAUUUCAGUGUUUUCAUAAAUUUUAGUAUUUUCACCAAAUAUUAAGGUAUGCAAAGUCCGGCAGUCACAACGCCCGCUACGAGCAAACGAGAGGGCGGUACUGCGAGAAAAUCAAGCGGAAAGAAGCUUGUGCAGGCACGGCUACCGUUCAAAAUAAUUCCAACUGGAACUCCCACUGCCACUGCAAGUUCAAUUUCAACCAAGGAUAUAGAUGAGAAAGCAAAAGAUGGUAGAAAACGCAAGUUAUCAUUUGAAGACGAGGAAAGUGAAAAAGCUGAUUCUGCGGCAACUGAUGAAUUGCGUGGACGAUCUGCUAGCAAAGAGAACUUGACUGUGAGCACAAAAAAGUUGAAAACUGAUGAGCAAGAUGAUGUUAUACUAUUAGAUGAUGAUGCUAUCUUGGAAGAUGAUGAUGAUAAGGUUAAGGAUGCGGAAAGAACAGAGGAUGAAAAAAAUGCAAGUAGCAAUGAAAAGGUUGGAAAACAAGUCAAGAAAACUCCUGUCGCAACAAAAACUCCGAAAUCAACUAAACAAGCUAAAAACAAAGUAAGCAACGAUGUUAGUUCACCACACACGCCAAAACCGAGGGCCGCCACAGAGAAAGAUGCAAAUACACCAAAGAGUGCAAAAGCUAAAAACUCGAACACGCCCGGAAGUGCGAAAAAUAAAUCGACCAACACUAAAACAGGUGGUAGUGCAACAAAAGUACAAAUAAAAUUGCCACUCGGAAGUGCCAAGACAAACAAGCGAAGAAAAUCUAUGAUUACAGCAGACUCCAAAAAUGCAGAAGUUAUUAUAUCUAGUGAUGAAAAUGAAGAUAUUAGGGUAAAGCGGCAAAAAGUGGAGGGUUCGCCAAAUGAACCGAAAAAGGUAGACGAUUCUGAUAAGGUAUCCAGUACUAUGAUUGAUGAUUGCAGUAUCACAGAGUCGGAGGAAAACUCAAAUGUGCUGGUCGUGGAAAUCGGGGGAAAUGAAACUGACCUGCCAGAUUCAGAGUUGGACAGCAGAAGUAGCUCUGAGACUGUUAAGUCAAAAGAUACUACAUCGGAACAUUCUUCAAAAAUCCAGAAGUCCACUACUAUAAUUAAUAAAACUAAUGAUUCGCCAAAGCUAAAACCAAUAACUGCAAAAUCCAACGAAACGAUUAAAAAACAGAUUAAACAUUCUUCUCCAACAAAGCUUGAUGAUGUUGAACUUAUUUCGACUGAAAAGGAUCCAAUUGUGAUUACAGAAUCACCAACGAAAGGUAAUGAAACAAUUGUUAAAAGAUCUAGUAAACCACAAAUUACAGAAGGAAACAAAUCACCACAAGCAAAGCCGAUUAAAGCAGGUAACAAUAAAAAGGCUAAAAAAACACCUGAGCAAAAGCCUAAAACACCAACCAGAGCAACUAGAGCAAAUAAGGAUAAAAAGUCUGUAGAAACCCCAACCACAUCCGAAAAAGGAAAAGUUAGCACAAAUAAGAAAUCCCCGUUUAAAGUCAAUGAGAUUGAAGAUAAUGAAAGUGUUGCAGAAAUUUCAGUGGUUAUAAAUAGUACUUCGGAUUCCGAAAGUGCAACUUCUAACAAUGAUGAAAGCAGGUCUUUUGCUGAGGAAAGCACACCAAGAGUUGCGGCUACACCAAAAAUAGCCAAUGACGAAGCACAUGCAACGAAGAAAAAUCUUACACCGAAACAGGUACAGUUAAUAGAACAAAGGCGUAAGGCACGUGAAGAGAAGGAGCGUCGUUUGCAGGAGGAAAAAUUGCAAAAGCAGCGGGAUAAGGAGGCUAAGGAAUUGUCAAAGAAGCGCGAGCGGGAGGAACGUGAGGAGCAACGCCGUAAAGAACGUGAGGAGAAAGACGAACAGAAACGCAAAGAACGUGAGGAACGUGACGAGCAGAAGCGUAAAGAACGUGAGGAAAAAGAACGGAAGCGACUGGCCGAACAGGAAGUGAAGAAUGAAGAAAAGCGAAAACGCAAUGAAGCAAAAGAGGAAGAAUUACGUAAAAAAGAAGAGGAGCGAAAGCGUAAAGAAGGUGCGGAUUUGAAAGCUAAGAAAGAAGCGGAAGCUUUUCAAAAGUUCUUCAAAGCCAAACGCGCAGCAAAUGCCGAUGGCGAAGCUGGACAACAACAAGCACAACAGAAUGACGAUAAUGAACCUGAAAUUCUAGCUUUCCGCCCAUUUGAGGUCAAAGGUGACAUGAAAUUGGCGCCAAUCCGUCGAAAACAGCUUACCGCUCCCUGUAGAGAACAGCUUGAGACUUUUAUGGCAGAUGUGCCACCAAAAACUACUAAUUUAUAUCUGGAGGAACUUAAGAGUGGCAAAAUAAUACCAGGCAUAUGGAGGCGCAUAUCAGUAGAUACGAAAAUAUCCGAAGACGACGUUCAAAUCAUAGAUGACGAGCUGGAUCGCGCAGGGCAAGCAAUUGUGGAAGAGACGCACGCACCAAUCGAACAUUUCCGAGCCAAAUUUUAUAAAUUCCAUGAAAAUCGUAGACCUCCAUUUUAUGGCACAUGGAGAAAACGAACAAAUGUGAUAAAGCCAAGGCGACCUUUCGUGCAAGAUGCGAAAUUUUUCGACUACGAAGUCGAUUCUGAUCUCGAGUGGGAAGAAGAGGAGCCUGGCGAAUCGCUGGACGGCAGUGAUGAUGAGAAAGAAAAAGAGUCAGAAGACGAUGACUACGAGGUCGACAACGAAUGGUUUGUGCCACAUGGUCAUCUCAGUGACGAAGAGCUGCAAAAUGAGGAUGAGGUACUCGACGCCAACACACGUGAAGCGCAAAAGGCAAAACUACAAGUGCUGCAGCAGGAGUUUGCACAAGAGAUGAAAAAGAAAACUGAGAAAAUUAAACCACGUCUCAUCGGCUGCAUUUGGACAGAUGAAAAUGGCAAUCAACCCGCUUUAUGUCCGAAAAUCAUCUGGGAUACUUUAAAUAUGCGUGCAAUGUUAUUCGAAGCUCCACCGCUGCUGGAGGACCCCGAAGUGGCGGAAAAGAGUGAACUUGGUUCGCCAACAAACAAUGAGAAAACGGUUGAGAAAGUGAAACCAAUUAAAAUAACCGAGCGUAUGCUGAAUGAUCUGGUGCGCUUGGUACAUGGAAAUCAGCAUUCUAAAAACUUUUUAAUAAAAGAAUUCAUCGCCUACUUGGAAGCCAGCGAGGAAUCCAUUAAAAAUGGCGAAGUACGUGGUCCUAUCAAAUCAAUAGUGCGAGAGAAAAUCGAUGAUUUCGCCGAAUGGACAAUAACCGAAUCGACUAAGGCGGAACAAAAUAAUAAAAAGAAAAAUAAAAAACGCCUCUGCUGGGUGGUAUCUGCUGACGUAUUAAAGAAAAUGGGCCUGGAAGAUUUGGGAUUACAUAAUACGUGGAAAUAUACACUGCAACCGAGAUCCAGUAAGGACGAGACGACAAAAGCCGAAGCUAAAGUUGCCACAGAAACCGAAGCAAAGGCAAUAACUGAAAUUGCUGGCGAUGUUGAAAACCCAAAUGAUGCCGUGUCAAAGACAAGCGACAAGAAACAAACUAAAAAGGAAAAAGCAAAAAGUAUUCAAGCAAAAGAAAAAAAGGUUAAAACAAAAUCAGAAAUAACAAAAUUCACAAAAGUGCAGCCGCCGAAGGCAAGUGAACCCAAAUCGCCGAAAGCCACCUUGACACCAGCAACGAAAGAAGAUGCGAAUGCGUCUUCCGUUGAAUGUAACGAAUCGUCGACAGCCGCAGUAACGUCACCAGCCACCACUAAGCCGACAGCAAAUGUUAAAAAGCGUGUACCACUGUUAAUGUCCGUCGCGCGUGGUCAAAACAUACCGCAGCCCACAAAAAAUGCGCUUAUUAGCGAGUUUUUAAAGAAGUCCUCGGCUGAGAAAGUAACGCCAGCCAGCGAAACAGCUAAUGCUGCCACCACUUCCACUGCCAAAGAAGCCAGCGAAGUAGUGGAACUCGACUAAGCCGUUCUUAGUGUAUAAUUUAGUUAUAUAUAUAUAUAUAUAGUUUUAUAUUGUAGUACUCUCUCAUGUAUCGUUUACUACCAGCUAUCCCUUACCUACCUACCUACCUACGUACAUAUAUAUUAUAUUCAAUCACACGAAUAGUUAGUGUAAAAAUAAUAAAUAAUAUUUUUGUUAAGUAUUUAAAAGUCCUUAUUAACCAGCAUACGUGUUAAGUUCAUUGGCCAAGAAUGUUGGUAACUUAAGGCCGAAACAAGAAAUUAAUUGUUAAAUAACAUUUAUUAGGAUACUAAAAAAUAUUUUUAGUUUCAUGUAGACAUAUACAUAUAGACAUGGUCAAUUUAGAUCAAAUAUUGUAUUUUUUCCUAAUGCUGUUAAAAUAAAAUACAUGCUUGAUCAGUGGGUUUACAAGUUAAUUCGAAAAAAAAAAA
Messenger RNA from Bactrocera oleae (olive fruit fly), 4505 nucleotides. RefSeq names its product Chromatin assembly factor 1, p180 subunit (gene Caf1-180). Gene Ontology annotation, biological process: nucleosome assembly. Gene Ontology annotation, cellular component: nucleus; CAF-1 complex. Lineage: Eukaryota; Metazoa; Arthropoda; Insecta; Diptera; Tephritidae. The record is from RefSeq and is a predicted model, not a curated record.